Molecule: messenger RNA, 609 nt
Organism: Phytophthora nicotianae INRA-310
Lineage: Eukaryota; Oomycota; Peronosporomycetes; Peronosporales; Peronosporaceae
Exons: 2
Coding region: 1-609 (202 amino acids)
Source: RefSeq, a predicted model, not a curated record
AUGCUUAAGCAGUUCGAGACACUACCACAAGACAUGCAGCGCAACAAGACUGACGUUCUAGGCCUCCAAGAGACCAAGCUUUAUACGCUAGGACGCUACGAGAUUGGAGACUACACCCUCCUAACCCUGACAGCCGCUUCCAAGAUGUACGGAAUCUCAGCACAAUUCAACAGGCGGCACAUCACAUUUACCACCAGUGACUUCAACGCCAAGCUCGGGAACCGCGUUACGGGGGAAACCUUUCUCGGGGUUCACGCUCGAGGACGCCGUAACAGGAACGGCCGCGCCCUGGCGGCUUUCUGGGACGCCUUUCAGUUUUUUGCAGCGAACACGGCCUUCAAAAAACGAGCAAGGAACAAAACGACCUGGACACAACGUCGUAAGGAGCACAUCGUCUACAAUCAAAUUGACUACGUUCUCUGCCCCCAGAAUUGCCGCCGAUUCUGCCAAGAUGCUCAAUCCUGGGGCGGAACGCUAACCGCCUCCGACCACAAGCUCGUAACGGCAGAUUUUUUUCCUUCGCAACCCGGGCCGCCUCCGAUACCGAGCACGCCCAACACGACAAGGCCACCUACAGCUCGACCGCAACCAACUCAUUCACGACGAUGA